Penicillium angulare is the source of this 867-nucleotide messenger RNA. RefSeq names its product DUF3425 domain-containing protein. The record is from RefSeq and is a predicted model, not a curated record. The transcript has 2 exons. Bases 1 to 867 code for a protein of 288 amino acids. Lineage: Eukaryota; Fungi; Ascomycota; Eurotiomycetes; Eurotiales; Aspergillaceae.
AUGGCUACUUCUCCACAGCCUAAGACCCCUCAGUCGAUCCCCGAUGCAGACGAGGAUAUCAAGACCACAGACGAUUGGGCGGGUCUCACCGAUCCCGCAGAGCGUCGAAGGCGCCAAAACCGAAUUAACCAAAGGGCGCGCCGGAGACGUCAACGUUUACAAGCCAACAAAGAUGUUCAUCCCAAGAGCGUGAUAACACCUUCACCGUCUCCACCUUCCUCGGCUAUAGUUCCCUUAGGUCUGCCGCUGAGCCAAACACUCGAGGAGGUUGGUUGUAUGAACUCCGCUAGGCGGCAAAUACUUCGCCAAUUCGCUCAAAAUGCAUAUCAAAGCUAUAUUCACGGCUCCCCAACUGCUGACCAUCUUUUAAUGUUGACAAAAGUCAACGUCUUUCGAGCAUUCGCGCACAAUAUCCGCCUAAUUGGCGGUGAUCUCAACCACAUGAACGAUGAGGCAAUAUCAAUAUUUAACAAAGCACUACCAUCACCGCCCGACGGAUCACCAUCAGAUCGAAGUAUAGACAUGCCAGUUAGUCUACUUCCUACAAAGAUACAAAAAACGAUCCCCCAUCAUCCAUGGCUCGACUUCUUUCCUAUCCCCAAAAUGCGAGAUAACCUCAUUCAAGCUGGCGAUGACUGGGAUGAUGAGGAGCUUUGUCUUGACAUUAUGGGAUUUUGGAGUAAUUCAUCAUCUACUGAAGCGGGUCUUUUAGUCUGGGGCGAUCCUUGGGAUGUCAGGAAUUGGGAAUUGACUGAACCUUUUUUGAAGAGAUGGCAAUGGGUUGUAAGGGGGUGUCCGGAGAUAAUGAAUUCCACGAAUGCUUGGCGAGCAAAACGUGGGGAGAAGUUGAUUUUCCGAUAUAUAUAG